ACGAGUAGCCUUUCAAUAGAGCCAAACAAUAUAUAGUUCUCCAUUAUUAAAACACUUAUUUAUAAUAAAAAUGUAUAACAUUUAUGUAAUUUUUAAUGUUUGUUUCAUAUUGAUUGCUAGUUUAAUAACAGAUAGGAUUAACGCAGAAAACUACAAAAUAACAGAUCAAAUUUUUAUGGAUGUUAAAAUCGAAGACGAUUACACGGGCAGAAUAAUUUUUGGUCUUUUUGGGGAAGUAGCUCCUAAAACCGUGAAGAAUUUUAAGCAUAUCGCCCUUCAAGGGAUCGAUGGUAAGCGAUAUGUGGGCACCAAUUUUAUUAUCGCCAUAAAGAGGGUCAUGAUACAAGGUGGGGAUAUUUUAUAUAAUAAUGGAAGUGGUUCUAUAAGUAUUUAUGGUGAACAUUUUGAAGAUGAAACUUUUGAGGUUAAACCAGAUUCAGGGGGAUUACUGGCAAUGGUUAACGAUGGAGUCCCAAACACGAAUGGGUGUAUGUUUUUUAUCACUACAAUGCCAGCCCCCUGGUUAGAAGGAAAAUAUGUGAUAUUUGGCAAGGUGUUAAGAGGGCACGAAGUAGUUCACAAAAUAGAGCAACUAAAGACCGAUUACAGCGACAGACUGAAAAGUAAUGUACAGAUAAUCAAAUGUGGACAAAUAAGUUUUACACCUUUUUAUGAAGAUCAUAAGAAUUAUGAGUACGUAUUUGCUAUGCAAAGGAUAACAAUUUGGGCCUGGAUAAAAGCCGGAUGGUUUCCAUUGAGUUUCUCAUUUGCAAUUCUUGCAUUUUUCCAUUAUUUAUUAAAUAAAUUAAAUUCUCUUCAGCAUAACAAAUACGAGUAGAUAUUGUUACACCACUGUAUUAAUUUAAUUGCUAUAGUAGAUAUUUCACUUAAAAGAAUAUUUACGCGAUAGUUAGUAAAACAAUGAAAAAUUGAAUUUAAAUAUAAACACCUAUAGAUUUCUUUGUACAACUGUAAGAUAUAUUUGGUAAAUAAAUAAUUAUUUGAA
Molecule: messenger RNA, 1006 nt
Organism: Anthonomus grandis grandis
Lineage: Eukaryota; Metazoa; Arthropoda; Insecta; Coleoptera; Curculionidae
Product: peptidyl-prolyl cis-trans isomerase, rhodopsin-specific isozyme-like
Exons: 6
Coding region: 71-838 (255 amino acids)
Biological process (GO): protein peptidyl-prolyl isomerization
Cellular component (GO): intracellular membrane-bounded organelle
Molecular function (GO): peptidyl-prolyl cis-trans isomerase activity
Source: RefSeq, a predicted model, not a curated record